CACGAGUCUCUAUUAUAUUGUAUUCAUCUUAAAACUAAAACCCUACAAACACCGGAGAGAGAAGUUGCAACUGCGAAAGGGUUAAGCGAAUCAGCCUCAAAAUGCCAAAGUCGAAGCGAAAUAGACAAGUUACGUUGUCGAAGACGAAGAAAAAGGGAAGGGAUCAUAAAGAGACGAUAGUGAACGGAAUAAAAGAGGCAGCAGAGAAGUACGGGUGGGUGUACGUGUUCUCGUUUGAGAACAUGAGGAAUCAGAAAUUCAAGGAGUUCAGGGAACAGCUGAAAUCGAGUAGCAGGUUCUUUCUCGGUUCUAACAAAGUAAUGCAGGUUGCUCUUGGUCGCUCCGCCGCUGAUGAAAUCAGACCCGGCCUUCACAAGGUUUCAAAGCUUUUGCGUGGAGAUGCUGGAAUGGUUUGUACGAAUUUGCCUAAAGAAGAAGUUGAGAGGCUGUUUAAAGAAUUUGAGGAAUAUGACUUUGCAAGAACAGGAAGCAAUGCCACUGAAAAGGUGGAUCUAAAGGAGGGUCCUCUAGAGCAGUUCACGCAUGAGAUGGAACCUUUUCUCCGGAAGCAAGGCAUGCCUGUUCGGUUAAAUAAAGGAGUUGUGGAGCUUGUUUCAGAUUUUGUUGUUUGUGAGGAAGGGAAGCCCUUGUCACCUGAGGCUGCUCGCAUAUUGCGUUUGAUGGGAAUCAAGAUGGCUACAUUUCGACUGAACCUAAUUUGCAGGUGGAGCCCCGAUGAGUUUGAGCUUUACAUUGAUGGGCCGGAUGAAUCAGAUGUUGAAUGCUCGUAGUACUUCUGUUUGCUCGUUCAAGAUCAUGGAGCCCCCCAAAAAAUGUUGAAGAUUACAAGAUACGACCCGUAAUUUGCAUCCUCAGUGCAAAAGCCUUUGUUUUAGAUAAUGUAUUUUUAGUUGAGUUGAUUUGUGGGAACUAGGCCGAGUGGUUAACAGGGAACUGGCGUAUGGCCAUUGUCUGUAACUUAUGAAAAAAAUCAAAUUACUGUGAUAAAGUUUUGAUCGGUUUAGAUGGAUUAUUUUGCUGCUGAUAUAUAAUUUUUAUCAAUUGAAGAUUAUAGUA
This is a messenger RNA of Cajanus cajan (pigeon pea), 1077 nucleotides long. RefSeq names its product Ribosomal protein L10 family protein. Gene Ontology annotation, biological process: nuclear-transcribed mRNA catabolic process; ribosomal large subunit biogenesis; rRNA processing. The record is from RefSeq and is a predicted model, not a curated record. Gene Ontology annotation, molecular function: RNA binding. Lineage: Eukaryota; Viridiplantae; Streptophyta; Magnoliopsida; Fabales; Fabaceae. Gene Ontology annotation, cellular component: preribosome, large subunit precursor; nucleolus.